UGGAUGGAGUGAUUCUCCCGACAGGUUUCUUAUCUUUGCCGGAGCUCUGACGUCAAUCCAGAUGAGCCAAGGACCAAUGAAACAUAUUUAUUUACGUCCAAGCUGGCGAGUGGCAAGUUGGUAGAGUACAAACCAAGAAGAUUUGGGAGUGAAAAUGGCUCAAGCCAAUUUUAUCAAUGCAGGAGUCACAUCCACCAGUAGCCCAAGACCCUCGAUAUUCCAGUUGCUGGCCUCAGGUGGUCUUCAUCGUUCAAUUUGUCCGGCAUUUGAGCACAUACUCAGAUUAUUAAAAACGCGACAUCAUUCAUCUCAAGCUCUGGAUUUGCUUUAUAAAUAUUGCGACGAGUUUUGGUUAUUGAUCGAUCUGUCCUUGGAGAGUUAUUACCUGAAAACCUACAACGCUCUAUUCUCAGAACAUUUCUACGGGCUGACCCGAUCCUUCAAGUCCAAUCAACGGCAUCCCAUUCUUAGAUCCCUACUCUUCUCCGUGAUCUUGCCAUACGUCAAACGUAAACUGGAUCGAGUCUUCGAAUCCUUACGAGAAUCAGUGGCCGAUGGAGUCCCUACGUCAAAAAUACUCGAGUUUUCUAGAUUGUAUUUUGUGCGAGUCUACCCGUACAUCCAUAUGAUCUACGAGGGUCUUCAUCUCUUCCUCGCUAUUGCGUACACAUUGGGUCGAUCAUCGUAUCACCAAUUGUCCACUCAAUUGGCGGGGUUGACCCUUACCCAAAUCACCACGGAGGCCCAAUCUCAAUUCCAAGAGCGGGAGCUAAAAUCUCGAAACUCCGCUCAAAUUUUACCCAAAAUCAUUCGUUCGUUCGCCCAAACUCUCACCUUUGGCCUUGAAACAGGAUCAUUUAUCCUUCAGUUCUUUAAUCAUUGGCAAUCUCGAACCGAACACAUUCAAAUGGGUCCAACCUCUGAUAUCCCUGACCCUCCCGAGAUCGAUCCGGAGAUUUCAAAGACCACGUGUCCUAUUUGUCACGGACCCAGGAGAACGGAGACACUACUCUCCAUCUCCGGAUAUGUGUUCUGCUAUGUUUGUGUGGUGAAGUAUCUCCGACAGCACGGGAAAUGUCCAAUCACGAAUUUCCCAGCCAAUGAAGACUCCCUAAUCCGACUUUACUCACAAGAGUCAUCAUGAACAGACCCAGGCAAUCCCCUUGAGACAUUAAAGGAGCUUUGUUCCGUUUAUUAUUCGCCAUUCUUGUUUUCUGACACGGCUCAUCACUAAACGGAAGAUCAAACGACAUUGACAUCAAUGAAAGGGAACGCUUUGAA
Tigriopus californicus is the source of this 1281-nucleotide messenger RNA. It is a transcript of the gene Pex12, whose product is annotated as peroxisome assembly protein 12-like. Gene Ontology annotation, biological process: protein monoubiquitination; protein import into peroxisome matrix. The transcript is spliced from 3 exons. Gene Ontology annotation, molecular function: zinc ion binding; ubiquitin-protein transferase activity; protein binding. The record is from RefSeq and is a predicted model, not a curated record. The coding region runs from base 155 to 1144 and encodes 329 amino acids. Lineage: Eukaryota; Metazoa; Arthropoda; Copepoda; Harpacticoida; Harpacticidae. Gene Ontology annotation, cellular component: peroxisomal membrane; peroxisomal importomer complex.